GAGAAACACAGCGCCAUGCCGAGCACAGCAGGAUCGAUGGCGUACAAGCCGUCGUCGAGGCCGAUGGGAGUCGUCGGUGUAGGAGGCGUAGGAGAGCAACAGCAGAGGCGAGCAAUGGGCGAUUCCAGUCACUACGAAGAAAUUGCUCUCAUCGGCAAUGGAGCCUACGGAACGGUGUACAAGGCGCGCGAUACGGCCAAUGAGGGUCAAAUGGUGGCGCUCAAGAAGGUGCGGGUGCCGCUGACGGAAGAGGGCGUGCCCAUGUCCACGCUCCGAGAGAUUUCCCUACUGAAGCAGAUGGAGAAAUACGAACACCCCAACAUCGUCCGGUUGUUGGAUAUUUGCCACGGCCCGCGGCUGGAGCACGAACAGCAGUUGAUCCUCUACAUGGUCUUCGAGCACGUGGAUCAGGAUCUUGCCUCAUAUCUGGAACGUUGCCCAUCACCUGGUCUCGGAGCUGAUCGCAUCAAGUACUUGAUGUACCAGAUUCUGAGCGGAGUGGAUUUCCUUCACGCCAACCGGAUCGUCCACAGAGACCUCAAGCCGCAGAACGUGCUGGUCACGGCGGCCGGUCAAGUCAAGUUGGCCGAUUUCGGCUUAGCCCGCAUCUACGACGUCCACAUGGUCCUCACUUCAGUGGUGGUGACGUUAUGGUACCGUUCGCCCGAAGUCUUGCUGACGACCAGCUACGCCACUCCAGUCGACAUUUGGUCGUGCGGAUGCAUCUUUGCCGAACUCUUCCGCCGGAAGCCGCUCUUCUGCGGACAGUCUGAAGCCGACCAGCUCUCCAAAAUCUUCGACGUGAUUGGCACGCCGUCGAUUGACGAAUGGCCCGACACGUCGCUACCGUGGAACACGUUCGCCAAUCGGCCGGCCACGUCCAUUUACAACGCCGUCUCUUCCUCUGAAUUGUGCCCGGCCGGCACGGAGCUGCUCGAACUGAUGCUGGCCUUCGAUCCGGCCAGGAGGGUGACAGCGGCCGACGCCCUUCAGCAUCGCUAUUUUCGUGACGACGGCUACACGCCCAUCACUUUCUCGCCGUCUACUUCGUCUCUGUCGAGCAGCAGUCCAGUGGCCGACUCGGCCCGCUCCGACACGCCCAUCCACAUGUCCUGCAGUAGCAACGAUGAUUCUGGUCAUUCGUCGGCCGACGGCCAGUUACCCGAACCCGACAACUGACUGGGCCCUUUUUUU
Messenger RNA from Daphnia carinata, 1194 nucleotides. RefSeq names its product cyclin-dependent kinase 4-like (gene Cdk4). NCBI's taxonomy places the organism in Eukaryota, Metazoa, Arthropoda, Branchiopoda, Diplostraca, Daphniidae. Gene Ontology annotation, biological process: regulation of gene expression; regulation of G2/M transition of mitotic cell cycle; G1/S transition of mitotic cell cycle. The transcript is spliced from 6 exons. The record is from RefSeq and is a predicted model, not a curated record. Gene Ontology annotation, molecular function: cyclin binding; cyclin-dependent protein serine/threonine kinase activity; ATP binding. Bases 16 to 1179 code for a protein of 387 amino acids. Gene Ontology annotation, cellular component: cyclin-dependent protein kinase holoenzyme complex; nucleus; cytoplasm.